This is a messenger RNA of Drosophila innubila, 323 nucleotides long. RefSeq names its product lipopolysaccharide-induced tumor necrosis factor-alpha factor-like. The transcript has 2 exons. Lineage: Eukaryota; Metazoa; Arthropoda; Insecta; Diptera; Drosophilidae. The record is from RefSeq and is a predicted model, not a curated record. Bases 31 to 264 code for a protein of 77 amino acids. Gene Ontology annotation, molecular function: zinc ion binding.
UUCGGGGAAUAGUCGCAAUAUAGCUGCAACAUGUCGGUAGUCGUCGGUCCCGAGUCGAGUCGAGUGAUCUGUCCCACUUGCAACCUGGAGGUGAUGUCCAGCACGGAGGGAAAGUCAUCAACGAGGACACAUCUGAUAGCGUUGCUUCUCUGUGCCUUAGCUUGUUGGCCAUGUGUACCAUUUUUAUACUGCACGGAUUGUGCACGGAAUGUCGAGCACACUUGCCCCGAGUGCCACAACUAUAUUGGCACCUAUGAGCGAUAAUUUAUUAACUCGAUCUCGCGUGCACUGUUCAAAAUAAAUGUUCUCUAACAUCAACAUUA